GCUUUCUUCAAUUUCGGUUAAAACAUUUCUUUCUUUCUUCUUUUAACAACAAACCACCGCUCUGAACAAAAAAAUUCUCCGUCGUUUCUUCUCCGUUCUCCGGUCAAUUCUGAUUCCUCAGAGAGAGAAAUUUGUGUUCGCGAGUUCCGCGUGAAAUACAUGGAAAUGUUGGCGGCGAUGGACUCGCGUUCUUCUUCUCUCCAUCUUCAUCGUUCCAUGUCUCGCGUUGACCUUUUUGCCGGUGUUCGAAUGAAACCAUCCCCUACAAGUCCUGUACCGAAUACGCCUCGAAUAUGUGGAAGCAAACUCUGUUGAUUCGACUCUUCCUCUUCCCUUUGGUAGUUCUGCGGUUUGCUUUUCCUUUGCAUCUGAAUUUCGAGAUCCAAUCGAAGCUGUGAUUACCGGUAGCGUCUUUGUGUAGUCUUUUUCUAGGUCAGUGAUCGUUUCUUGUGAAGAAUUUAGAAGAUUGUGUUUCUACUUUGAAACUUCUUGGGGUUUGUUUCUACUUUGAAACUUCUUAGGGUUUUUAUUGUGCGUUGGAGAAUUCUGGAAUUGGGGGUUUUCUUUUAGGUUUUUUUGAAUCGUGAAGUUGUUUUUUCUGCUGGAUCUUGAAUGGCUGAGAAGAAAGAAUUAGGGUUACCAAAGUCUAGUAUUAAUUUGAAAGAGCAGUUAGCAAGAACUACUCUGAAGAAUUUGAGGUUACAAGGGCAUACUUACAUUGAGCUACGUGAGGAUGGGAAACGUUUUGUAUUCUUCUGCACUUUGUGUCUUGCUCCUUGCUACAGCGACACAAUCUUGCUUGGACACUUGAAUGGAAACCUUCACAAGGAGAGAUUGGCAUGUGCUAGGCUCACACUUCUUGGAACGAAUCCUUGGCCUUUCAGUGAUGGUGUCCUUUUCUUUGAUAGUUCAACCGGAGAAGAAGAAGAGAAAACUCCAGUUUCUGGUGGUGCAAGUGUUCCCGGUACGUUGGGGCAUUGCAGUGACGAUGACAGAUUUGCUAUUGUCAAGUAUGAUAACAACAAAGCAAAUGGAGGUAACCAGCCUGCUGCAGUUACUGAUGAUGAACCUAGUCACUCUACAGAUGAUCUGCUAAUUUCUGGUGUGCUAAUCAAGGAGAGAACUCUUGAUGUUGAAGCAAAGUUCAUUGGUUUUGGCCGAAUAGCUGCCAGGUUGUUUGAAACGAAAGGACGCACUACUUGGAUUGAUAAACUCUGGUGCGAGUGGUUAGGAGACGAGGGUCCUUCAGAUGAGGAGAAGGCUACGAUCCCAGAGCAUGACUUUGCCAUUGUCACAUUCUCCUACUUCUACAAUUUGGGUAGGCUAGGUUUGCUUGAUGAUCCGAGCCGUCUUCUCACAACUAGUCAGUCAGAAUCAGGGAACGGUGAGGACAGUGGCAGGAAGAGAAAGAAGUCUUUCUCGGAUCCAGAGGACACUAGUGAAUCUCUGUGUAAUCAGUAUGACUCUUCUGAGGAGGUUUCUUCAGGUCAUAAUUCAAACUCUUCAAGAGCUCUAAUAGCUGAUUAUGAUGACAGUCUCAUGAGCAAAAGAGUCGUGAAGAACAAAACGGUAAGACGGGAGCUGAGGAGGCAACAACGGAUAUUUUCUGAAAGAAUAUGCGAAGUCUGUAAACAAAAGAUGCUUCCAGGGAAAGAUGCGGCAGCAAUACUAAACAUGAAGACAGGAAAUCUUGCGUGUGGCAGCAGAAACCUCCUGGGGGCGUUUCAUCUUUUUCACGUUUCAUGUGUCGUACACUGGUUUCUCUUCUGCGAGAGCGAAAUACUUGGGAACAAGAUGGUGAGUGGAAAAGGAAAAAAGAGAUGCACAAAGCAUAGUAGUGGUCAGACUGGUGUGAAGUGGAAUGAGUUGGCAAACGAUGUGAGCUGGCAAAUAUUUUCGGUGUUCUGUCCAGAAUGCCAAGGCACUGGCAUAAAUAUCGAAGGAGGUGUGAUUGAGAGAGACACGUUUCCACUUUCUCAGACAUGGAGGUUCCAGGUGAAAGUGAGUGAAGGUAGAAAAGCAUGGGUGAAAAACCCGGAGAAAUUGAAGAAUUGCUCAACAGGUUUUCAUUUUCCGCAGCAGGCUGACGAGUCGGGUCAAAUUCCGGUUCAGGAGGAGAGAGUGCAGAUGAUGAAACUGGUUCGUUUCUACCGAGUGGAGUUGUAAUGUAGGAAACAAACUCAUUUCCUCCUGUGUGUAAAUAAGGGCUUCGUCUCGCAUUUUACAGUUCUCUGUAAAUUUACAUUGACGAUGUUACUAUCUGAUUACUUUGAAGCCCAAUUUAUUCUUGUCUCAACUUUUUUUUUUCUGUCUUUAGAUUUAGGACUUGAAACUGUAUAGGUUCCGACAAUAAAAAUUCGAACUUCUUAAAA
Arabidopsis lyrata subsp. lyrata is the source of this 2372-nucleotide messenger RNA. RefSeq lists its product as uncharacterized. The transcript has 3 exons. The coding region runs from base 613 to 2166 and encodes 517 amino acids. NCBI's taxonomy places the organism in Eukaryota, Viridiplantae, Streptophyta, Magnoliopsida, Brassicales, Brassicaceae. The record is from RefSeq and is a predicted model, not a curated record.